This is a messenger RNA of Jaculus jaculus (lesser Egyptian jerboa), 1125 nucleotides long. RefSeq names its product estradiol 17 beta-dehydrogenase 5-like. Bases 38 to 1009 code for a protein of 323 amino acids. The transcript has 9 exons. The record is from RefSeq and is a predicted model, not a curated record. Gene Ontology annotation, biological process: daunorubicin metabolic process; progesterone metabolic process; prostaglandin metabolic process. Gene Ontology annotation, cellular component: cytosol. Gene Ontology annotation, molecular function: ketosteroid monooxygenase activity; bile acid binding; androsterone dehydrogenase [NAD(P)+] activity. NCBI's taxonomy places the organism in Eukaryota, Metazoa, Chordata, Mammalia, Rodentia, Dipodidae.
GCAGAAAGAAGAUACUUCAUUAGAAGAGGGACAAGUCAUGAAUUCUAAGGAUCGGUGUGUGCAACUAAGUGAUGGACACUUCAUCCCUGUCCUGGGCUUUGGCACCUAUGCACCUCAAGAGGUACCCAAAAGUAAGGCUACGGAGGCUACCAAAAUAGCUAUAGAUGCUGGGUUCCGCCAUAUUGAUUCUGCAUAUAUGUAUCAAAAUGAAGAGGAAGUAGGACUGGCCAUCCGAAGCAAGAUUGCAGAUGGCACUGUGAGAAGAGAAGAUAUAUUCUAUACUUCAAAGCUUUGGUCUACUUUUCAUCGUCCAGAGCUGGUCCAAACUUGUUUGGAAAGGUCACUGAAGAAACUUCAAUUUGACUAUGUAGACCUUUAUCUCAUUCAUUUCCCAGUGUCCCUGAAGGCAGGAGAGGAUUAUUUUCCAACAGAUGAACAUGGAAAAUUAAUAUUUGACUAUGUGGAUAUCUGUGCCACCUGGGAGGCCAUGGAGAAGUGCAAGGACGCAGGAUUGGCCAAGUCCAUUGGGGUGUCCAACUUUAAUCGCCGGCAGUUGGAGAUGAUCCUGAACAAACCAGGGCUUAAGCACAAGCCUGUGUGCAACCAGGUAGAAUGCCAUCCCUAUUUCAACCAGAGCAAACUCCUGAAUUUCUGCAAGUCAAAGGACAUUGUUCUGGUUGCCUACAGUGCACUGGGAAGCCAUCGAGAAAAACUAUGGGUAGACCAGAACUCCCCAUUUAUGUUGGCGGAUCCAGUUCUUGGUUCCUUGGCAAAAAAAUACAAACGCAGUCCUGCCCUGCUUGCCCUCCGUUACCAUCUGCAGCGUGGGGCUGUGGUCCUGGCCAAGAGCUUCACUGAGGAACGGAUCAAAGAGAAUGUGCAGGUUUUUGAAUUCCAGUUGACUACAGAAGACAUGAAGGUCAUUGAUGGCUUGGACAAAAAUCUUCGGUAUUUGUCUGCUAAAAUUUUUGAUGGUCACCCUAAUUUUCCAUUCUCUGAUGAAUACUAACAUGGAGGCCUGUUCUAUGCCGUCUGCUGGGAACUCUGUAGGUGGACAGAGCAACGGAGGGUUCUUGGAGCUGAAGAGCAGACACUCACUCACCUUUAAUCCAUGCUGUUUGCAAG